Pelagomonas calceolata is the source of this 634-nucleotide messenger RNA. NCBI's taxonomy places the organism in Eukaryota, Pelagophyceae, Pelagomonadales, Pelagomonadaceae. The record is from the annotation of a GenBank genome assembly.
AUGGCACUGCGACGGAUCGCGAUAGUUGUCGGCCUGCGCAUCGCUGCGGCCUACGUGCCACCGACGACGCGCGCGCGCCGGUCACUACAAUUAUCAGCCAAAAAAAUCGAUUUCGUGGUGGAGGAAGAGAGCCGCGACUUUUUGGACGUGUCGAGCGUCUUCCUCGACUCGUUCUGGGCCGACAAGGCCGGCUCCCAGGAGCUCACGGCGGCGCAGCGGCGGGAACUGCGGAGCGGCCAGCUCGACGACUUCCGGAGGCGGUACGCGUUAAGAAGGGACACGCGGCGCAAAGCCACAUUAUUCGUGGCCAAGGACGGCUCGACCAUCAUCGGAUGUGCGGGCGUGGAGCUCGACGGCGCAGUUGGUGAAAACUUGGUUCCUGUAUUGUCAAAUGUCGCGACGGCGCGCGAAGGCCGAAGGCGGGGCGUCGCCACAACCCUCGUAAGAGAGGCCGAGAAGCGCGUCCGGGAGUGGGGCUGCACGGAGAUGGAUCUCGUGGUUGAGGAAUCCAAUAAACCCGCGCGCAACUUGUAUUCGAAGCUUGGGUAUAGUGUCAUCAGCAAGGACACGGCGUCGGACACGCUCGUGCCCACCGACGACGGCCGCAUCGCCAAGCAGACGACUACUACUUUGA